GUUUGUGGGUAGCUGUUACUUCCUUCAUGCUCGUCUCUUAAAACAGCUGCGUGACAAAGACAGAAGCAGACGGCCGAGACUUUUACUUCGCCCAAAAUGUCCACAGGGAACCAACAUGUGAGAUACAGCAGAGGAGUCCGAGCGGACGGCGGAGAGAAAAACAAAGCGGAGAUCCGAGAGCAUGAAGCCCACGCCACCAGGACUGGGUCACAGAAAACUGGUCGACGUGCUCGAAAGAAACAUUCAGCGGCCAAAAAAAGAGACGUUCGAGUCAUCGCAGCAGUUCUGGGAACCUUUUUUCUGUUCAUGCUGACUUCAACAGGAAUACGCUAUAUCUCAGUGACCGUGCAGAGAGACGAGCUCAGAAUAAAAGUGGAUGAACUAAAUGACAAAAUCACCCAGAUGCAGAUACAAUGCCCAGACUUCUCAGACUUCGAGAACUCAAACACAACUGGUGGUUGGCCUGAUAUUGGAUUUCCAGAUGAUCGACCCGAGGCGACCAAACGAAACGCAACUGAGAGAGGCUCUUUAACCAACAUCACUGAAGUGAACAACACCUCAAACGCGACUGAGAAAGGGAACGGCUGUCCUCCAGGAUGGGUGAAGGUCGGCUGCAGCUGUUAUUAUGAAUACACCAUAGUGUCCGCUUUGCAGAAGAGCAAAGAAGACUGUGAGAAGAAGGGAGGAAAUCUGAUGGUUGUGAAUAGCAUCCAAAAACAGAGAAUACUGAAGGGCGAAACACCUACAGAUGUCCUGCAGUGUGGCUCAGCGACGCCUCCGCCGUGACGGGAGGAGAUCAUGAGAGCGGUCACAUCCUGUCUGAACAGGAUACAAGAACUCGUGUGUGUGUAAACCCGACAAUUAUUGCAAAUAUGGAAAGAAGUUAUUUUUAUUUUCCAAUUUAAUUGACUGAUUGAUCUUCCUGAUGUUUAUUUAUCUGUGCAUUUGUUUUGUUUCAUUUAUUAUUAUUAUUAUUAUCAUUGUUACUAUUGUAUUUAGUUAUUGUUUCUGCAGACAGCUCUUUCUGGAAAAAUGAUUUGAUUGAACUCUGUUUAAAUUAGGGAUUUAAUAAUAAUAAUAAUAAUAAUAAUAAUGAUAAUAAAAAUAAUAAUAAUAAUGAUAAUAAAAAUAAUAAUACUACCUUUUGAAAAAAUAUCUAUAAAAGUGUUUUUGUAAAUUUGCUAUGUAUCAUGAAAUAUGUAUACAGCUUUCUGCAUCCUAAUUAUUUUUGAUCUAUAAAAUACUCCUGAAGUUAUUAAACUGA
Oreochromis niloticus (Nile tilapia) is the source of this 1264-nucleotide messenger RNA. RefSeq lists its product as uncharacterized. The transcript is spliced from 8 exons. The record is from RefSeq and is a predicted model, not a curated record. NCBI's taxonomy places the organism in Eukaryota, Metazoa, Chordata, Actinopteri, Cichliformes, Cichlidae. The coding region runs from base 97 to 786 and encodes 229 amino acids.